Molecule: messenger RNA, 14915 nt
Organism: Cimex lectularius (bed bug)
Lineage: Eukaryota; Metazoa; Arthropoda; Insecta; Hemiptera; Cimicidae
Product: hydrocephalus-inducing protein homolog
Exons: 82
Coding region: 59-14725 (4888 amino acids)
Biological process (GO): axonemal central apparatus assembly; cilium movement
Cellular component (GO): axoneme
Source: RefSeq, a predicted model, not a curated record
UCAUAAGAUUUUGAAUUUUGGCUAUGUCCCGUUUGGAUUUCCCGUGACUUCGAGUUUGAUGAUGACCAACCAUUCACCUGUUGCAAUCCACUACAGAUUUGAAGUUGAGGAUGGAAUAGAGCCUGCUAUGCUCUGCUGGGAUUAUGCCCACCAAAAUGUGUUGCAAUUUAUCGGCAAACCAUGUUUUAACAUAGACCCAAAAGAAAUAACUGUCAAGGAGGAACAGGGUACUUUGGCUCCAAAUGCAUCCACAGAAGUUUAUGUUACUGUAUUAGCAAAUGUUUCAAGGAUUUGUGUUAAACCUUUGAAAGUAUUCCUUUGGGAUGAAGAGUACCCUGAUAUGGAAAUUAAAAUCCGAUACAUAGCAGAACCACCGAAGAUCGUUUUCAGGCCAAAAGAAAUACACCACAGAUUUGCAUUUAUUGACUAUCCAAAAACGUUCACAGUCAGCUUAGAAAAUCAGUCAGAAACGUCAUCAUUUUUUGUUAUUAUUCCACAACAAGCAAAUCAAGAUGAUCCACUUAUUUACCAUACAAAUGUGGUCAAUGGUAUAUUAAAACCUCACCAUUGUUCCGAUGUCCAAAUAACUGUUAUACCCACCAAAUUGGGUCGUUUUGAAAAAGAUGUAAUGAUUUUAAUAUUUGGAUUGGAUGCACCAAUCACAUUAUGCAAAUUAUGCAUAUCCAGCAUUGGCCCAUGUGUUGCAGUUCAACCCUGCAUGGUCCAUUGGGAGCCAAUUGAUUUAUUAACAGAUUCGACAAAGACAGUGACAUUGACAAACAUUUCCCCAAUACCAGCAAAUUGGAAAGUAGAAAUGUUAACAAUAAACAGGAAAAAAUGCGCUAAAAUCCCUUGGAGAACAUCAGUCACAUCAGGCGUAUUAAUGCCAGAAGAGACAAUGACAUUGGACGUCACCGCUCACAUGGUCGAUGCCGGAUCGUUUAGGGCAAUUAUGGCAUUUGAAAUUGAAUAUGGAAAGACAUGUGAAGUCUUUCUGUUCGGUGCUGGCAUAGGCUCAUCUGUCCUUUACACUCCUGAUAUCACUAAAAAUAUUCACUUUGGGAGCGUUUUCAGGUCUGAAUUAUUUAUGUUUUCCGUUUUGGUUGAGAAUAAAGGCACACGGCGUCAUCACUUGGUAUGGGCAGCUCAGGUUGAAGGGGGAUUUCUCAGAGGAAUAAGAAAUACACUGGCUGAUGGACCUAGCAUAAGAAUUAAUCCCUUCCGUAUGGCAUUGCAAGGAGGAGAGACAAAAAGUCUUGACGUAGAGAUGUACAGUAACACCCCUGGUUAUUACGAAGUUGAUUAUGUUUUGUAUGCCAUUAUUGGUGGCAAGGGGAAAAGGAUGAAACUAAGCAAAACUAGACUGAGUGUAAAUUUCAUUGAGCCGAUAAUCACUAUUGAUCCCGAUAGAUAUCAUUUUUUUAUGACAAUUAUACCACCUAAUCAACCACCAAACAAACCUCUUACUGCUACAUUUGUUAUCACAUCCGAAAUGGUUUUCCCAAAUUCUGAAGUUCAAGUGAGUGUUCCAAGGCCGUUUUAUCUUCUAGGCGACAAAAAGAGUUUAAAGCAUAAAAUGUCAUAUUACAAAAAAGGCUUAGAAGAUGUAAAAUUCACUGUAGUGUAUAAUGCCUUUUUGCCAGAUCGGCAUAACAAAGUUAUCAAAAGAAAUGUUAUUGUCACGAUUGAUAAUAAAUACAAGACAAAAGUACCUUUAAUAGGUGAAAUCAUGUAUCCAAAUGUUAAUCUAAGCACAUUCAAUAUUGACUUUGGAAUAUGUCAGCCUUGUAUGGAUAAUGUUAAAUUAUUUACUAUUUGUAAUAAGACUUGUUUUGCGAUCCGUUUUGAAUGGAAAAUACUACCAGAAACAUUUGAAUGGCAUAGUGACGAUGAACAAAUGGUCACAAUAAAACGACCUUUUCGCCACGUAGCAGCUUGGCAUAAGACGCCUUGCAAUUUCUUUGAAAACCUUUUUGGAAGUCUUGUGAGGUUUAAUGAUGAUUUACCAGAUGAUGAUUAUGAAGAUGACAGUUAUCGUAAACGAUCAUCCAGACCAUUUAGUGGAGCUACUUUAACCUAUCUAGUCGAUAUAAUAACUGCACUUAUCAAUGAGUCCGAAACAAAUCCAGAUGCCAUACAACUUCGGGUCCAUAGAAAAGUUAUGAAAAUGAUGCAUUUUCUUUCAUAUCAUAAAGGAUUAAUUGCUAAUGCGUCAGCGCCGUUUGACCCGAUUAGAGUCCCAGAACAUGUCCGAAAAGGAGGUAUUAUAAAAGCAGCCAUGAAAAAUGUUCCUUCAAAUAAAAAACUCUCACAAUUUUCCGCACCAAAAAAACAACCAACCCACCAAACGGUUGUAAAACCAGUGGAGAAUUUUAAAGAUGAAGAAGAAGUGGAUGCAAAUGAACAGAUAUUAAAUGUGGAUGAUCACAAUUGUUUUGCAAUAACUGAAAUUCUUUGUCCAGUACUUGCUAAGUACAUCAAUCAAGGGAUUGAAUUGCAUAACAGAAAAAUAAUGCUGCAACUACCAUAUUAUAAAAAAGACAUGGCUUGGGAGUUAGAUUUGACACCUAGUUUUGGUACUUUGCCAGCUAUGACUUGCUUGCCAAUAUCGGCGUUUUUUAAGCCUGACGAAUUUGGGUUUGCAAAAGGAAAAGCUGUCAUUGAAGUAAAAGGAGGCCCUUCUGAAUAUGUUUCACUUGUCGGCGCUUGUGGGAAAGUGCAGUAUGAAAUCACACCCCAUGAACUUGACUUCGGCAUAAGGAAAUUUUGCACAAUAUGGAGGGAAAAAAUUACGCUUCACAACCUUGGCUCUGGCACGUUUGAUUUUGAAGUCCUUAUGCCAGUAGGAGAUGCAUUAACAGAGGAAAUGAAACCAAGGACAUACACCGUCGUUCCAACAAAUGGAACUAUCGUAGGAAAAUCUAGUAUGGAUAUUGAAAUCACCCUUUACCCAGGAGUUUGUGGCCCAAUUGAAAAAUUUUUAACAUUUCAUAUUUCCUGCCUUUUGCCCUAUAACUUAAGGAUUUCUGGUUAUGCAACAAUGCCUCAAGUAGCAGUUCUAACCACAAAAGAUACAAGUAGUGCAGAAAUUCCAAUUGUUCUUUGUUAUAAAGGAAUUGGUGCUCUAUGUUGUGAAUAUUUUGAUAAAUCUUUGAUCAAAAAGCCUGAAAAGGUUGAGAAUGACAAAGAAGAAAAUGUGUGUCUUCUCAUGCCAAAAGAUCCAUUUAUUCCAGAAGUAUUUGAAGAAGAUUGGGUUUUCAUAACUGAUAAAGAUUUUGUGCCAAGUACUGAGGAAAUAUCAUUGGCAUGUGAAAGGGAACUUACUCAUAAUUAUAAUGAUAUUCUUCCUAACUACAUACAAAGCCAUGCUUUAUUUCAUGAUGACAAUACAACUAAUUUCUCUUUUUUCUACGUCCCUGGCUAUAAAAUAGAUUUUGGAGGAAUAUGCUUUGGAACAACAGUAGUUAAAACAAUACCGUUGCACAACCAAGGAGUGUUGCCUGUCAGCGUUCGCCUUAUUUUUCCUCUUGGAGUCCAUGAUUUACGCCAGACAGUGGGAUUAGAAAUAAAGACUACGAGAGAAUUCUGUAUACAACCUGGAGCGACAAAGAAAAUCCCCAUGAUAUUUUCACCUGGGACUAAGUAUCAAAAAAGAGUGGAAACUCCUUUUCAUUUUCAUUUCAAAAUGAAGAUACAAUGUGGUGUGGUUAUACCUAUAACAAUUAAAGCAGUUUUAACGAUACCGAAGUUGACUUUUAAAAAGAAAUUGAAUUUUGGAAUUAUAAAGUGCAGCCAGAAGAAAGUUAUAAAAUUUGUUCUGCGCAAUGAUACUGCAAGUGUUGUCGAAUGGUCCUGCAUUCAGAGGCCAGUAAAGCGGAAUCCUGCCAAAAGUUUUGAUCCAAAAUGGUUUACAGAUUUUAUGGAUUCUCCGUUUGAAGUUUUCCCCUAUUACGGAUUGAUACAGCCUGACUCUCUGCAGCUGAUAUCUAUCGAUUUCAUCCCUUUAUCUGAGGGUUCAUAUGAGCGAAUAUUUGAAUUUUAUUGUGUUCACAACCAAGGCAGUUAUCAAAAAUUGAGGGUCGUUGGGAAAGCUGUCGACCCAUUGCCAUUUGUCGAGUCUGAAGUCAUCGACUUUGGGAAUACAAUACCAUUUUUGGACGUCAGGGAAAAAUUCAUUAAAGCUGUCAACAACACCCCUUAUCCAAUGGAAGUGUAUUUUCCAGAUUAUGCUGAGCCAACAGAAGAGAAAAAAGUAUUCAAUGCUUUGAGUAGAUAUUACCAAGUACCCAGUCUGUUUAUUCCACUAGAAUGCUUCGACAGUUCUUUGAAUAGCAAAUUAACUGACAUUUAUUAUAACAAGUUGGGCGUGGCCGCUGUCAAUUUUUUUGAGAAUUUGAAAAACCAGCCAAAAAUACAAAGGAAAAUGUCUCAACAUUCAAAAACAAUAAUUAGGCCCAAGUCGAAUAAGGAUAUUAAAAAAAUUGCAAAACAGGAAAGCGAGAAAGAGAUUUUGAAAACUUUUAAAGAAGCUUCAGAUGCGCCAACUGUUGAUGAAGUUAUAAACCAAUAUUUAAAGUAUUUGGAAGAUCAUCCUUCAAUUCCAAGAGAGGAUUUGUUCUAUAUAAAAAAAGAAAAUAAUAAAGGAAAAGGAAAGUUAAUAUUGUUCAGUGGUGGACCUAGAACAGACUAUAAAUACUAUGCAAAAUUAUUUGCAACUCAGAACAAUUACAAGUAUAUGACACUUGAUGAUAUCAUUCUCGAACAAGCUACAGAUCAAAUAACCGAUGCUGCAAAAUAUGUCAGAACUGCUAUAAACAAGGUUUAUUGUUUGGAGAUACUGCGAAUAAGCCCGUAUCAUUAUGGAGACCCGGAGAAAAUGGAUUUACAAAAAGACAUUCACGAUUUACAACUGAACUUGACCGUUAAAUUUGAAGCUAUUAACAAGAAAAGAAAAGAAAAGAAAAUGCAAGAUGCAAUUGAUAAAAUGUUUUUAACAAUUUAUAGUGACAACCCUCCGCUGAGACAUCAUAGUAGCAUACGUUCUAUAGGCCAGAGAAAAUCGCAGAGCAAUAGAAAAAGCAUGACAAGAAAAAGUAUGGCUAGAAAGGAAUCAAAAAAGAGCAUAGCGAGGAAAAGUGUGUCAAGAAAAAGUGUAUCUAGAAAAAGUGUGUCUAGAAAAAGUGUAUCAAGGAAAAGUGUUGCUAAAAAAGGAAGCGUGGCCAAAAAAACAAGGGGCACAAGUGGGACAAUAAGCAAACCUAGUUGGAUUACUGAUACCAGAGUUUUUGAAGACUUAUCGCAUGAAAUAAUCAAAGAGCUUAUAUGUCCCAGACUUUGCAGUUUAAUGGUAGAGCAGGGUGUAGUGUUGGAUUUCAUGCAAAAUGAAAUAAUAAAAAAUCCUAUGGACAUUUUACGACUCAUUUGGAAAUGUUUUGAAAAUUCAAAUCAUGAUAUUUAUGCUGUAACGUUGCAUUCAAGUUUUGAUAAAUAUCUAAGAGAGCAGACUAUUAUAAAAAUUAAAGAAGAACAAUUUGUUUUUAAAAGAAAAAUGGAUUUUGUGAAUUUUAUUGAAAAAAUGGAUGGAAAAGAAUUUAUAAAUAACUUAGCACUGGAUGAGCAACAGGAAUUUUUCAAACUUGCACACAAAAGAACAUUGGAAGUUGAAGAAGCUUUGAUGAUAGAGAAAGAAACUACAAAACGACUCCAUUCUAUAAAAGCUGAAAAAAAGGCAAAAUAUUUGGCAACUGGGGAUAAACAGAAUAGACGCCAGUCAUCUAAAUCGAUAAGUAACGAUGAAAAAACUGCAGGAAAGGACUCUCAAUCUACAAAACGAAGACUUUCAAAACACCCAUCUGCUAGAAGAGCUUCAAUGAGCUCUCGUGGAUCAAAAUUAUUAUCUCGAAGUGCUAAAGAAAGAAAAGCAAAAGAAACUUCUACAAUAGACAAAAAAAUAAUUGAAAAAAUAAGGAAAGAAAUCAACGACACAAUUUUAGAAGAAAUGUACUGGAGAUAUGAAAGGGAUGCAAAAGAGAUGAUAGAAUUUCUUGAUAAAAUGGAUCCCCCUAGAAAGGAGGAAAGUGAAGAAAAUAUUAUUAAUGAAGGUGAACAUGGAGAUUCAGUAUCGAAAAAAGUCAAAUUCUUAAGAUCGAAAAAGUAUACUCAAGGAAUACCGCAUUAUAUAUUAUUUUCUCAUGGAGCAAUGGAACAAAUUAUCAUCGGUUUGUCCUCGCAUGAGGAAUUUCUUGUUCCCAGCAAAAUCCAAAAAGACUUAAUGUACGAUUUGAAUCCUCCAAAACCAUCAUUAUACUAUUGGUUGAUUGCUGAGGAUUUACGGAAGGAAACACGAGCUUUGUCUUUUGACAGGUAUGUAGAUAAAAACAAGGUCAACGCCGGCGUCCAAUAUGAAUCACAACCCAGCGAACAGACAGUUACCCUGGGAUCAAUUCAAGACAGAUUGCAUUCUUCCAUUAUAAGAACGAGGACAUACUCUGAAUCAUCAAUUAUGAAUCAUCUGGGCAAAGAACACUUUCCGAUUCCAAAGAUAAAAACGACUAAAACUGUUGAGAAACCUCUUUCAGCACCAUCAUCACGCAACAUCUCAAAAACCUCACUAAUGAAAAAAAGGAAGAAAAGUCACACGUUUCUUCCAAAAUGGGAAUAUGAUGAUUACGAAAUGGACAAAUUCUCUGGAAAUCCAUUUGAAGUAUAUGGUAUUACUUGUCCAAAACCGGAAGAGGCAAUGUAUCCUUUUACUCUACCUGGUGCGAGGGUCACUCUACAGCCAGGUGAAGAAGCUACGUGGCCUGUAAUCUUCACACCCAAAGGCUUCGACAGUUAUAAACUAUCUCUGGUUAUGAAGGUAGCCGGCUGGAACUAUUCGAACCAUGUUAUUAAAAUUAUCGGAAACUCAGAUAUACCAAACAUUGACAACAGCCCAUACACACUAUUCAGAGAAGUAAUUGAAGAAGAACCUAUUACAAACAGCCCAGUUUAUAUAUUGAACAAAGGGCAAUUUUAUUUUGGGCAUAUUUUACCAUCAAGCACUCAGAUAACCAAUAAAAGACUAUUUCAAGUUGAGGCCAUCUUCAAAAUAGUCAAUAUUUCUCAUGUAGACAUUGAAGAAAUACAUUUUAGCUUUUACAAACAGCCGGAAGAAAAUUUCUCGUUAGACCCUCCCACAUUGUCUAUCAAAUCAAGAUCAUUUGCGUAUUUAACAGUAAGGGCCCAUCCAUUGGAGUCAGUCGGCUUUAUUACUCAAAAUUUAAUCUAUUCUAUUAAAAACAAUCCAGAGCCAGGAGUAAUUCAGAUUUCAAUGACAGCUUGCAAGCCAACACUUGAGUUUAUACCUUGUCAAUUGCUCAAACGCCACGAGUUUCUCUACAGGACUGCUACAGAGCAGCUGAGGAUGAAAAAUGACAGCGGAGUCCCUUUAUGUUGGAUCCUCAAAAAUGCUCAACAACUGAGGAUGAAUGGGAUUGUAAUAUCAAAGACUACUGGCAUUGUUGGGCACAACGGUGUAGAUGAUAUUACUAUUUCUGUCUAUGCCGAUAAACCACAUGUGAUCAGGGAAGACAUGCAUUUUGAGCUGUACCAUGUACCAAAAGAGGGUGAACGCAUCGCUGAGGAAGUAAUACCUUUCGAACUGAAAAUUGAAGACAUCAUUAUUGACAUUAGCUACACGAAAUUAAAAGAUGGCACAGAAGAUUUGGACAUGAAUUAUCUAAACUUCGGAACUGUAAAAGUCAAUAGAGAGACUACUAGAUUCUUUUAUGUAUAUAAUCAAGGAAACUCAGACAUAUAUUUGAAGGUUUCAUUUCCUGUGAGAGAGAAACAACAGUUUUUUGACCCAUCUAUGAUUUUUUCAUUGAAGGACAAUCUCAUGAAGGUGAAAAGUGGUUCAAAACUAAAAAUUGAGGUUCUUGCAUGCAGUCAGAUUGCCCUGGAAUUGAAUAAGGAGCAUAUGUUCAGCUUGCAAGUAUUUGUUCUUAAGAAAGGCACAUUGAAUUCAAGAUCAAUACGUGAUCAUGUCGCUUCAAUACCAAUCCCAGUGUCGAUUAAAGUAUUAUAUUCAAUGUUUGUCAUACAGCCUUCGCAUGAAUUGAAUUUUGGUAUGAUGGAAGUCGAUGCUGUGAUGAAUUUGCCGAUUGUGUUAGAAAACACAGGGCCAUUUGAGUUUGUGUACGCUUUAGUGAAAGAACACUUUGUGAAAAGUGAUGUAGGACUGGUACAAAAGAAGUCUUCUGAUGCAUUUCGGACAAAAACCAAAGGGGAUGAUGUUGCUGGUGAAAAGUACAAAGUGAAUAAAAGUAUUGUAAGUGUUAUGAAACGGUUGAGUAGAAUGAUGAACAAAAAAGGGAAAAAGAGAGGAUCUGUUGACAGUGAAAAGCAUGUAGUAUCCUCUACUACGUUAAAAGAAAAGAGUUUUGUGGAUAGUUUAAAAAAAAGUCAAGAUUCAAUAAAAAGAAGUAAUAGUCAAGUUAAAAAAGGGAAGAAAAGUAUAAUUCAAGUGUAUGAGAAAAGCCAAAGUGUUUUGGCGGGUCACAACAAAAAACAUCAACAAUCAGUAGUAAGCAGAAGAAAAGGGAAUUCAGCAAUAUCACAUAAAGGAAGGAAAAGUACUGCUUUUGAUUCUAAAAAGAGGCUGUUUAAAAAACACAGUGAUGAAACUACUUCUACUAGAGGAAAAAAGAAAAUAUCCAUGUCUGCAAUCAGGAAAUCAAUGUUGGGGCGAUUUGCACCUAUAUUUUAUGUAUCUAAAUCAUCAGGGACGGUUCUUCCUGGAUCUUCGGUUGAGAUAAUUGUUACUUGUUCACCCCAGCAAGAACUUGUGUAUAAUGAAAACUAUUUACUUUUCAUAAGUGAAUCAGGACCAGAGUACAAAGCAGGAAUUCCAGUAAAUUUUGUAGUAGCAGGCUGUGUGCCAAAGGUAAAUUUUAACAUUGGAAAACUUCUACAAGGUCUUGACCAAAUUGAAUUUGAAGAUGAAGUCGACCUGAGCUCGGGUGACAGAGUUGAAGUGUAUAAUAAAAGGACAAACUCGAUAAUGUUCUUCAACACCAUCCUUGGUGGAAUGAGCGCAGUGUCCAUUUUUAUCAACAAUGAAAGCGCCAUAGCGUCUUGUGUGAAAUUUAAAAUUUUGGACGUAGGAAAAGACAGUUGUAAUCAAGCGAAAAGAUGUUUCUCAUUGACUGGCAACAGUCACAAAUACGUCGUGUACAUUCCAGCAUACAGCACAAGAACUGUACAUUUGAAAUUCAAGCCCAAGUGCCUUGACAAAUUGCGAAUAAAAUUAGAAAUAAAAACAAAAAUGCAGAAUAAUAGUAAAAACGUCUGUACUCGGUUAUACGCUGAAGGUAGAGCUGUCCUACCGUUGAUUCGGAUAAUUGAACCAAAGACUAUAGAAGAAGAUGAACUUGAUGAAACUGUAAAGACAAUAUUGAACUUUGGGAAUCGUAUUAUGGGAUUAAAACAUACAGAAACAAUUACUUUCCGCAAUGUUGGGCCUGUUGUAACAACUGUGCUAGUUGAUAUUUUAAAAGUUGACAAACAUAUGAGUUUACUUCCUUCACAAAAUGUCACUCAAAAAAUGGAUGCUUGUAUUUCUGAAAACAUAAAAUUUAAUCUUCGACCCAAAGAAGAUGCCAACCUGUCAGUUCAGUAUGCUCCUGAGGCCGCAGAAACUUCAGAAAUGAGGAUACUACUUCAUGUUUUGGAGAAUCCUUACGAACCCAAUGAAAUUAUCGUCAGGGGAUAUGGUUAUUCAAAUGAUAUAAGCAUAAAUGGACUUGAUUUCAUAAUAAAACCAGAAGACUUAGAAAUGAUAUUUGAGAAUACAGACUGGGCAACUCAUCUGUACAACAUUGCCUUGGGAAAUUGUAAUGCUAAUGACUUGAAGAUAAUAUCUUUUACACUAGUGAAUUUGUCAAAUAUUAUGUACUUGUUUGAGUGGUCUCACCUACCUAAUAGCAUUCUUCUUUUUCCAAGCUGUGGAUUUAUUUUGGCAAAUGGGCAAAAGAAAAUAUUUGCCGUUUUUAUACCGACUGAAUGUAUUACAAUUAUGGAAGUAAUACAAUGCAAAUUUGUCAAAAUUGAGAUGGAGAGCCCAAUCGUGGAUUGGAGCAAGGAGAAAGUGUUAGUGACAUUACUCACAGGAGGAGUGGUGACAAUUAAUCAGUUGAAAGAAUAUCUAGCCGCUGGCAAUGUUUACCAUGAAAUGCAACCUAAUUAUAGGACAAUCACUGAACCAUCAGGACGAAACAGCUUCAAAAUACCAUUUUUAGUAACAGGGACGUCAGAUUUGCCUGAAAUAUAUAUUUCAGAAACAGAAAUCAAGUUUGAUAUAUCGUAUCUCUUCCAGAAAAGAACGGCAAAAAUUUAUCUGCAAAAUCUAAAGGAGCACCCGGCUGAAUUUUCUUGGUCAAUUCGCUAUAAAAAAGUAGACCCCCCUGCAGAUUGGCGUACCAAAAAGGGCUUCCCGUUUGUCUCUAUUGGAACUCUGGGACCGAAUUUCUAUCCACCAGUCACUCUUUUGAAAAGGCAUGAAAUAAUGGAGAUAUUGCAGAAGCGGGAGACUUGUAAACUGGAGCUUGAGAACGAAUCGUCAUCUGUUGAAGACGAAGACCAAACAGUUAAAGGCAAUGAAUAUGAAAAACUGUUAAUCAAGGAUAAAUAUGAAAGCGCCAAAGGCCAACAUGACCUGGUUGCUGAGGUUGAAAGUGAAGAGCAACUGGAUAAAAACAAGAAGCAAAUGCUCAUACCAAUUUGUACACCGAAAGAUCAUCAUUCGUCCAACUUUGUAAUGAAAGGCGCCACUUCUGUGAGACACUACCUCAGACAGAAACACAAACAUAGGAUCAAUCGGCCUAAAAAUAUUACAAAUAGUGAAGAUCAAUAUUGUAAAUUAGACAAAACUGAGACUUCCUGGACGACAGUUCCUUCAACUACUGAAUUAAGGCGAGUGAGUUCAUUGCAAUCUUGGUUGAGCACUGAAGAAAUCGCCAAAAUUACAAACGCCUUUACAGUGACCCCUGAAGAAGGGACAGUCAAGGGUUUCAAAGAGUUGGAAUGUGAAGUGACAUUUGCUCCAAGGUGUAUCGACAACUUUUUAGCCAAGCUAAGCCUUCAAAUAAAAGGAAUUGAUGAAGAGCAACAUGUCUUUUUGAGAGGUAUCUCUCAAAUGUCUUAUUGCCAUAUUGAAGCAGAACAGUCGGAUUAUUUAAAAAGAAGGCCUCAAUACCAGAACCAAAUACAAUACGCUGAAGAUACCUCAGUUAUCGAAAUCAAAACUGUUGGAACUGGUCAGACAUUUAGAAAGAAACUAAAUAUUUUGAAUCCGACCAAAAUUGAAUAUUACUACCGAUGGCAGGAUGAAGGUGGCUGUGAAAUUAUACCUGGCAAGCCAGGAAGUGAGCCGAAGAGUGGUGAAUUUUUUGUCUGUACGACGCCAUUUGGUACAAUCAAACCAGGGAUGAGUGAGGAGAUGGAAUUCGUUUUUAAAACUAUAAAACCUCUAUUGUACGAAUCUUUAUGGAAAUUGUCAAUUCCUGAAUUGUUUUUGGAUCAUAACAUCCUUUUUGUAAUUAACGUCUCAAAUCCAAAUGUGACAUUUGAACCGAGUCGAUUUGAACUAGAGCCAUCAGUAUUAGGUUGUUCAACAAGGGGUGAGACUAUACUAAAAAAUCAUGAAGAUUAUGAAAUGAAUUAUCACUUCUGUCAAGAAUCAUUCUAUACACCUGAUGGCCUUCAAUCUAUCGAUGUUAGUCCUACAUCUGGUGUCCUUCCGCCCAAAAGUGAAACAAUCAUAAGUUUACAUUUUACACCGAAGAUAGUUCGUGAAACUUGGUUUACUGCCAAAUGUAAAAUUGAAAAGAUGUACGCGCCUCUAGAGUUCAAAGUUAAGACCCGUUGUUAUAAGACAGUUUGCAGCGUCGCUCAAAUGGUCAAUGGAAAGUCUUUUCCACUCGAUCACACGUCAACAAAUUUCAUAGACACCGGUCGGCUUACGCAAAUGAUUCCCUACCAUAUUUAUUUCAAACUGAAAAACUUUGGCAUACUGCCAUGGUACUACUCAUGGAAACUGCCAACUGACGUUUAUACACUGGGAAGUCUUCAUAUUACUUGCAGUUCGAUGACGGGAUUAUUGGUCCAAGGAGCAGAAAAAAAUGUCACUAUAACAGUGACAGUUAAGUCCAAAAGUAACUUUUCUAAAGUGCCAGUCGGACUAACUAUUACAAAAGGGCCAGAGUAUAAAAUCCAAUUAUCUGGCUCUUCUGUAAAACCGAGUUAUGAAUUUAGUUUCUACACUCAUGAUUUUGGGCCUUGCAUUGCUCACGAAAAAUUUGACUCAAAUUUUGAGAGUGUCAUUUUGGUUUUGAAAAACCUCGAUGAAGAAUGUUUAACAGUUGAACGGUACACAAAUUCUCCAGUAGAUUCUGCUUUUGAAUUCUGUUUAACAAGCAUACAAGUGCAUGGAAGAGCUAGUGCAAAUAUUCUCAUCAAGUUUACACCUUUUGAAAUUAGAAAUUACCAAACGACAAUGGUUUUGCUCAUGAAUGGAGUGUAUAGAGAAUAUAUUACUUUAUAUGGUGAAGGAACAAGUUUCGAGGUUUCUGUGGCCAACCGUAGAGACCGAAUAAUUGAUUUCGGAGGAGUGGAAAUUGGCAAAGUUGUGGAAAGAGAAGUUGAAAUAAUCAAUCUCGGUUUAUCCGCUGUCCAUUUCAAUAUAGCUGGGCCGGUUUCAGAAGUUUUCAGUUUCAGAACAAAAGUUGUGAAUUUUCAGUCAAUAACGCUUAAGCCAAAAGAAAAAUUGCAUGUUCUUGCAACAUUCUCUCCUAAGACAAGAGGCCUUUCUUAUUUUGAAAAGGUUAAUGCUUAUUGUCAAAGCAUAGUUAAGGAUCUUUUUAUAGUGAAAGGUGUUGGCAUUGGUUGGGACAUUGCUCUUGAUCGUGAACAAUUGCCAUUUGGUUUAGUCACAAUCGGAUGCAAUAUUGUUAAAAAAAUUGCACUUGUAAAUAAUGGUGACUUGGGGACAAGUUUUAAAUGGGAUUUUUCCACGGCUGGAGAAUAUUUUUCGAUUCAUCCAAGCGAAGGAUAUUCAAGUCCUGGGACAACUUUGAUCCUCGAAGUGGGCUUUUUCCCUAUAAAACUAAUGAAGACUUGCAGAAGAGAGGUGCAAUGCCAACUUGGAAAUGGGAGUAUAGUUAAACUGACCCUCUCAGGAACAAGCAUUGAACUUCCGUCUCCAAAAGGAACUAUAACUUUCAAGUCCAAUGUUAGAAAACCAGAAACUAAAUCCAUAACAGUCUGUUUCAACUCUUCAUAUGACACAAUAGUUUUAAAACCAGUAGUGAGUGGACUUUACUUUAACUGCCCAGAAAAGUUGGAAAUUUUUCCAGAAAGUGAAUGUAAAAUUGACGUGACAUAUCACCCAAUCUUCAGUACAAAACUAGAACAAAAACAUUCCGGAUCACUAUUUCUGUCAUUCCCAGAUGGAAAUGUAAUUAUGUACAAUUUAAUUGGAACAACUGAUCCCCCAUUAGCCGAGGCGACGUUAAACUGGAAUUGUUUGGCAAAAAAAUCAUUUGUUGGUUGUAUAAAUGUGAAAAACUGGCUUCAAGAACCGCAAAAGAUGAGGGUGAUUAUCAGUAAAAAAGAUAAGGACCAAGAAGUUACUGCAUGUAAAGUCGAAGGGCUUUCUCACAUAGACCUUCCAUCUGCAGGGACAAGGGAAUAUCAAAUUAAAUUUUUUAUUUAUAAAGAAGGCCAAAGCAAAUGGAGAGUGACUUUUACAAAUGAAGUGACACAAGAGUACAUGUACUUUAAAAUUAAUUUAAUGACAAAAGGCUUCGAUAAAAGCAAAGUGCUGGAAUUUAUCACAGAUGUGAGAAAACCAAUAUUCAAGUCGGUUCCCUUUGCAAAUCCACUUGAUAGGGAAGUCUUGAUCACUUUAAAAUCACCAAUUAAGUGUCUUCAAGCCAAUCCACUAUUUCUAGGGCCUAACAGCGAAGGAUUUAUGCAAGUUGAGUUUUCGCCUUUAUUUAAAAUGGAAGGAGAUCUAUUGAAGAUAGAAUUCAACAGCCCAGAAUUAGGCAAGUUUCCUUUCUUGGUCCUUCUGACUGCCAAUGGGCCGUUGCCGGAGCCAACGACUUAUUUAACAGGGGCUAUCGGCGAGGUGAUACCGUUCGUCCUCAGGCCAAAGCUGAUGAACAAAAUGGCCUGCAGCUUCAAUGCAUAUUGCAAUGAUGAGUACAUUAAAGUACCAAAUGGUACAGUAAAGAAAGAUGACACAACAGAUAGUGUGGAUAUAAAGCUAUGUUUUGAACCCAUGGAUGUUGGGAAGUUUAGCACGCAAGUUGAGCUCGUUUCACACGACGCUGGAAGAUACUGGUAUCCAAUAGUUGUGAACUGUUUGCCUCCUAGGCCACUAGGGCCUUUUAUCAUAAAGACAAAACAUCAUAAAACAAUACACUUUAAGAAUCCGUUUUUGAAAACAGUAGAAUUUUUUUGCUCACCGUCCAGUUCUAAGUUUGAAAUUCAGCCGGAAUGUUUUGAACUCGAAGCAGGCCAGGAAAUCGAAUUGAAAGUUGAGUUCAACGACAAGGAAGUAGGCCAGGGGAAAAAGAAGGUCCCGUUGGCAGCUAAGCUCACGAUCUUCCCUGACAACACGCACUACAACCACAUAUAUUGGACGUUUUACCUGAAGGGGAUCUACACUGCACCGCAAUAAAGAAGGUAGAUCCCAUUCGAACGAGUAAUCCAUGUGUGAUCCAUGGUGCUUUUUCCAAAGCGCACACAAGUUUCACACGUCCACGACAGAAAGUCUUUCAUGUAGGGGCGCUCACACACAUUCUUUUAUACAUCAACUUCAAAAUUCCCUGGUAUAUAAUGCACAGAAAUAAAGUGAAAUUGACACUAAC